AAUCAGGAACCCUUCUCUCUACGCUACUAAACUUUGUUGAAACCAUGUCUCCAUCCUUCAAUACCUUCUGGUCUAUUCCAGGUGUUCUGCUUAUCAUAGGUGCUAUUUCCAGUAGUCAAGCUCACAUAACCUUGUCUCCUAAAUUUGGUGAGCCAGGUCAAGACGUCACCACCGCUUUUCAUGUACCUCAUGGUUGUAAUGGCUCCUCGACAAUAGGCAUAUCUGUAACCUUGCCUCAGCAAAAUCUUGGACAUAUUGUACCUCAAACAGUUACUGACUGGAUUCUAACUAUGACAUAUACAGACAGUACGAACACUACCCUUAAGACAGUCGAAUGGACGGGCGGUGUUCUCAAACCAACAGACGCUUUGGAUUUUCCUAUUCGUUUCUCCGUGCCUCAAGUUGAUCUAUCUUCUCAAUCCAACGUCACUCUUUACUUUCCCGUUCAUCAAACUUGUGAGGUUGGGUCCACUGAUUGGAAUGCUACUGGUGGUCAAAAGGGCGAGCCAGCCCCUACAUUCGUAAUUGUAAAAAACGCUACACAAGCUGCUGCUGAUGCAAUAACCAUAAAGAAAAAUAGUACAACUUCCAUCUCUUCCUCCUCUUCCACGGCUUCCAGCAGUGCCAGUAGUCCCACUGCCGCUACUAGCUUUGCUAAUACAGUUAAUGCCAAUGGUGUAUCUGCGGUUUUUGCCUCAUUGGUAGCUGCUAUUGUACUCUCUAUUGCUUUGUAGUCCUUACCAUUUAGAAUAGAUGCAAUCGUGUUUGAACUUUUAUCAUCGUCCCUCUAGUAUAAUAAAAUGCUUCUGUGAUUGACAACCUGAAAAAUAUAGCGGUUGAUAGCCGUUGGUGAGGCAUCUAUUACCGCUUUUACCUUGCUAUUCUGUGAUUUUACGUUGAGGAGAAGAGAAAAGCUCUACUCAUCUUCAUCGGCUACUAUUUAGCGAUUCAGAAGAACUUAU
Messenger RNA from Mycotypha africana, 962 nucleotides. RefSeq lists its product as uncharacterized. The record is from RefSeq and is a predicted model, not a curated record. Lineage: Eukaryota; Fungi; Mucoromycota; Mucoromycetes; Mucorales; Mycotyphaceae. The transcript is spliced from 3 exons. Bases 45 to 734 code for a protein of 229 amino acids.